AUGGGAUAUAUUAUUGUUUUAUUUAGUGUAUUACUAGUAUCAAAUGUCUGCAGCUCAAAAAGGACAAUAUCAAAAAGAAAUGCUGAGUAUGGUGAAAAGAUACGGAAAGAGGACUUCAAGGAGACAGGAAGAGGAAUAGAGGACAAAUACAACUCAUUUUUAAAUGAAUCGACUACAGAGAAGAUCACGACGAAAAAUCCCAUUGAGAGAAAUUCAGUAUCCGAAUGUUACGACGAUUACACUAUUAAGCCAGAUUUCAAGGCGCCCGGGCGAAGAAUCAGUGAGGCAAAAUGCCUUGAAUAUAUUUGGAUGAGAAAUCACAGGUGGGACAGAAAAAUUGAAGUCCACGAAUGUAUUACUAAAUUGAUUGCUGACAAUAAAUAUAAUCCACCCCCCGCCACUGUGGGAGGGAGAGAUGCUUUUACCGGAGAAUUUCCUCACAUGGGUGGAGUAGGAUGGAGAAGCCGAAAUGGAACUUGGUUAUUUAGGUGUGGAUGUUCUCUUAUAAGUUCUAAGUUUACUCUCACAGCCGCUCAUUGCUCGAAAUCGCCGCGUGAUACUGACAUAGAAAAUACUGUACCAGAAGUCGUUAGACUUGGUGACAAAAAUAUAAUGGAUUUUGAUUCCCAGAAAUUUGACCCACGUGAUGCAAAAAUUCUAAGAAUAAUUGUCCAUCCUUCAUAUUCUGCUCCCAAAAAGUAUUUUGAUAUCGCAUUAAUGGAGAUAGAGGAAAGGAGUUAUUUUUCUAGCAACGUCCAGCCGGCCUGUCUCUGGGGUCAGUUCGAUACAUCGGAGCUUGGGACUUCUGCGACUUUAACUGGGUGGGGAGUGGUGGAAACAGCAACGAGAAGGACAUCUGUAGUACUCCAAGCGGCAGUAGUAGACAUUAUAAAUUCGGAAAAAUGUAACAAUUUGUUGCGAUCUGCGUGCAAUCGACAUUGGUGUGGCGUGCUCGAGCAUCAGAUAUGUGCAGGGAAGCUGGCGGGGGGAGUUGAUGCAUGCCAGGGUGAUUCAGGGGGUCCUCUACAAGUGAAAAUCCCUCUCCCGGAUAAUGACGAAGGAUCCAUGCAUUACGUUAUAGGAGUGACGUCAUUUGGUAUAGGCUGUGCAUUACCAGACCUCCCCGGGGUCUACACCAGGGUCUCUAGUUUCAUAGACUGGAUCGAAAGCAUUGUUUGGCCAGAAAGC
Messenger RNA from Brenthis ino (lesser marbled fritillary), 1188 nucleotides. The record is from the annotation of a GenBank genome assembly. NCBI's taxonomy places the organism in Eukaryota, Metazoa, Arthropoda, Insecta, Lepidoptera, Nymphalidae.